CAGUCGAACCGCUUGACAUAUUACGGUGGAAUCAAACUAUAUGUGUGGUAAACAAAACGACGACAAGAACAGCAGAACAUAACAAUCUGGUUUUUCCGGAGAAUAUUUCCCUUUUUUAAACACAUAAUUCAAUACGACAAUAAUUCAGGACUUGAAUUAAAACCACAUCCGCCGUCAUGUCUAUCGAAAUCGAAUCAGCCGAUGUUGUUCGAUUGAUACAACAAUAUUUGAAGGAGUCCAAUUUGAACAAAACUCUUCAAACAUUACAGGAAGAGACGGGCGUUUCACUAAACACAGUUGACAGUGUUGAAGGUUUUAUAUCUGAUAUCCACAAUGGACACUGGGAUACGGUGCUGAAAACAAUUCAAUCGCUUAAAUUGCCCGAUAAGAAAUUGAUCAAUCUGUAUGAGCAAAUUGUGUUGGAGCUCAUUGAACUGCGUGAACUGGGAGCGGCACGAUCAUUGUUGCGACAAACUGAUCCAAUGAUUAUGCUAAAACAACAUGAAGCUGAACGAUAUAUUCAUAUGGAAAAUAUGUUGCAGCGAGCCUAUUUUGAUCCACGUGAAGCCUACCCAAAUGGUAGCAGCAAAGAAAAACGUCGUGCAGCUAUCGCACAAGAGUUAAGCGGUGAAGUGUCAGUGGUGCCAUCAUCUCGUUUACUAGCACUGCUUGGACAAGCAUUGAAAUGGCAACAGCACCAAGGACUUUUGCCACCCGGCACACAAAUCGAUUUGUUCCGUGGCAAAGCGGCCAUUAAAGAUCAAGAAGAAGAAAUGUACCCCACACAAUUGGCUAGACAAAUCAAAUUCGGACAGAAAUCACACACCGAAUGUGCUCUCUUCUCGCCCGAUGGACAAUACUUGGUUACAGGUAGCGUCGAUGGUUUCAUUGAGGUGUGGAAUUUUACGACUGGCAAAAUUCGAAAAGAUCUUAAGUAUCAAGCAACCGAUAAUUUCAUGAUGAUGGAGCAUGCCGUGCUAUCGAUGACAUUUUCGAGAGACAGUGAAAUGUUGGCGACCGGUUCACAAGAGGGUCAAAUCAAAGUAUGGCGCAUUCUGACCGGCCAAUGUUUGCGCCGUUUCGAUAAAGCGCAUAUAAAAGGAGUGACCGCAUUACAAUUCAGCCGUGACAACGGCCAAGUCCUAUCGGCCUCAUUCGAUCAUACAAUUCGCUUGCACGGCCUUAAAUCCGGUAAAAUGUUAAAAGAGUUCAAAGGACACACAUCAUUCGUGAACGAAGUGUGUUUCACGGUCGAUGGUCAUAGCAUCAUAAGUGGUUCGUCAGAUGGUACCGUAAAGGUCUGGUCAGUUAAAACCACGGAAUGUACGGCCACAUUUAAACUGCUCGGAAAUGAGUUGGCAGUUAAUACGGUGUUGCUAUUGCCAAAGAAUCCCGAACAUUUCAUCGUAUGCAAUCGAUCCAAUACGGUGGUCAUCAUGAAUAUGCAAGGCCAAAUUGUCAAAUCAUUUUCAUCGGGAAAACGCGAAGGCGGCGCAUUCAUCUGUGCAACAUUAUCACCAAGAGGCGAAUUCAUUUAUUGUGCUGGUGAAGAUAUGGUGUUGUAUUGUUUUUCUGUAUCAUCAUGCAAAUUGGAGCGCACACUUAACGUGCACGAGAAAGAUGUAAUCGGUUUAACACAUCAUCCGCAUCAAAAUUUAUUGGCUACCUACAGCGAAGAUGGUUUGCUGAAAAUUUGGAAACCAUAAAAAUACGACAUAGUUUAAAUUUUAUUUGCAACACUCAUUAAAAACAAACAAACCAAUUCCCGACAAAA
Sitodiplosis mosellana (orange wheat blossom midge) is the source of this 1774-nucleotide messenger RNA. RefSeq names its product WD40 repeat-containing protein SMU1 (gene Smu1). Bases 177 to 1706 code for a protein of 509 amino acids. The transcript has 6 exons. Gene Ontology annotation, biological process: mRNA splicing, via spliceosome. Lineage: Eukaryota; Metazoa; Arthropoda; Insecta; Diptera; Cecidomyiidae. Gene Ontology annotation, molecular function: protein binding. The record is from RefSeq and is a predicted model, not a curated record. Gene Ontology annotation, cellular component: precatalytic spliceosome.